UUUUAGUGCGUUUGUAGUAUGCGCUGUGAACGUAGUCAGUGAAUUCCUCUCCUUCGAUAUAAAAUCAAAACAAUAAUUCGCGUAGAACAUUGGAUAAAAAAAUCGUACGUCAUAUCGAAUUUAUUUCAUAACUUGAUUCUUUAAUAAUUCGAAAUUUAAUUGCUUGCUCGAACACUUCAAAAAUAGAUGGAAUUUUUUUAUUGUCAAUUAUGAUAUAAAAGUGCCCUAAGUCGAUGAUUUUCGAGCAAAAAGAGACUCCCGGAUGUUAAUGAUUUUGCAAAAAACUCAUUUAACUAACAGAUGUUUUCGUGAGAAAAAAGAAUUAAACGUAAACUAGUAGAACCAAAAGAAAACUGGUUUCUCGCUGAAGCGGGCGUUGAUUAACGCGUGACGACGUGAUUUAAUUCGAGGAAGGCUACGAGAGGCUCGUGCCAUUUAUUUUUUUCGAUUCUUGACAGACCGAACACGUCAUCGUGACGGCAAGUGUCGGCGGUUUUUCAAGAAGUCGAUUAUCGCUUAGGUAAUCCGAAUCAAAGAUCAUUUUUUUUUUACAUGAGGUGUUCUUGCCGAGAACACAACACAGUCCGUCUUUUACAUACGCAUACGAAGAGAUCUAGGAAUCUGUACACGUACCGAGAUUCGACGGGCUAUAAAGCCUUGCAAGACCUGUUUUCGUGAUUGCCUCGUUCUCAGGAAUCUCGCCGUGCGUUGUCCGCCAGGAAUAGAAACACACGGGGCAGUCUUUGUCUGUCAGCGUUCGAAGGCAGGAGGUGUCAGAAUAUCGUCGGCAAUUUUUCCGUGGCUUUUGCGGUUUGGCCGAUUGAUCGAGAAUCGCGAUGCUGUUCUUCAUCACGUACUUGUUGCCUGUAGUGGCAAGCAUACCUACAGAGUUUCAAAAAAUCGACAAAUCAGGAUACAAAACAGACAUUGACAAUGGCACCUUGAGAAACAUUCAGUUUCUCGGAGAUCCCAGUUUGAAAUUAAACCUCUCGAACUUGACGGAUCUCCGCGCGGUGGAGAGAAACGCCUUCAACAAUAUUCUCGAUGUGGAAUCGCUUCUGCUGGCUAACAAUUCACUGACCUCACUGCCAGAUUUCGUUUUCUCCAAUCUGACAAAGUUGAGGAACCUGUCGCUGGCGAACAAUGAAAUAUCCAGCGUGCGAAAUCUGUUCGUCGGCUUGGAAAAUCUGCAAUUGGUAGACAUCUCGUGCAAUCCUAUCAGACAUCUCGCCAGAGGUGAUCUGUUCGGUCUCACCAGAUCCGUCAGGAUUCUUGUCGACGGAAACAUCUUCUGGAGCAUCAGCACGGACACGUUCACCAAUUCCUUUCUCAAGGACACCGAGGUGCUGAAACAACUAGCAGCGGCACAGGAUCAGGAGUUUUCCGUACAGAAGAACAUCGACGACGUCGAGCUCGAUGAGCAAGAGAACACCGUGAGCAUCAGGAAUGACACUCGGGUGAAGAUUUGCAAGUCCGACGGUGUCGUGACGUCACUGGAGAUUUUCCAAAAAGACGAGGAGCUCGCUGGAGGCUGCGUUCAGGUGCCGAUCGACACCGACGCGAAGCGAGUGAGUCUACGCGAGCAGGGAAUUAGGAGCUUCCAGGAAGGCUGGUAUCGUCUGCAAUCCCUGCCGAUUGUCUCGCUGGAUCUGUCGAACAACGAGAUCGCCGAGAUCACGAGGGAGACUCUCAACGAUCUACCGGCGUAUCUGACGUACGUGAACUUUUUGGGAAAUAAAAUUCGCAGAAUCUGGAGCCAGGUGAUCGAGAACGAUCAUCUGAGAAGACUCAACUUCAAGGACAAUCUCAUCGAGGAGAUCGAGGAAGGCGCGCUCGGAAGAACAAAAUUGCGCGGAUUGUUUCUGGCUGGGAAUCAGCUGGAGAAUCUGAAUUUCGUCGCCAGUCUGCCGGACACUCUCACUGAAUUCUUCGCGAGCGGAAAUCGCGUGAGUUCCAUCGCGGACGGCGCGUUCUCCAGACUCUCGCGUCUGCUUUAUUUGAACCUCGACGAUAAUAGAAUCGACGCGUUGCCGAGUGACGCCUUUCGAGGCUUGGAGUCCUUGCAGGCGCUGACGUUGACGGGGAACAGCAUAACGACGAUUGAGCCGGGCGCAUUCAGAGGCCUGACGGCGCUGAAGACACUCAACCUUCACCGCAAUUCAAUACGCGACCUGCGGAGGAGCACUUUCAGCGAGUUGACGGCUCUGAAGGAGCUGAAUCUCGCUUAUAACAAGAUUAUUAAGGCUGCGUUCGCCGAGCUUCCGCGAUCCGUGGACUCGUUGCAUCUCGACUACAACGACAUCGACGUUCUCGAGGAAGGCGAUUUUGUUCAAGCGCCGAGAUUCACUCUGUCUUUGACCGGGAACAAGAUUGCCAGCGUAAAACGCGGCGCCUUCGACCUGCCAACUCUGCGAGAUUUGUAUUUAAACAAGAACGCAUUGAGGACCAUCGAGGGUGACAGUUACGAAGGCCUUGGCCGACUGAGACGUCUUUGGCUUUCAGAGAAUGGAAUAUCUGAGAUUCACAAAGGCGCCUGCAAAAAUCUAGGGAGUCUCUAUAUUCUUGACAUAUCUAAGAAUCCGUUUCGAAAGUUGGAAAAUGGGGCUCUUCACGGUCUCAAUACUGGCUUUGGCACCAGCUUAUACAUUUAUGAGAAUAAUUUGAAGGAGAUGCAAGGCGGCAUCUUCGACGAUGUUUAAAACAUUCGUCUUUUAACACAAGACUCUUAUACUUAUUAAAUACUUAUUAAAUUUUCUUUUACACUCGCAUUUUUUAAAUUAUCAGCAUGUAGCAAUGCCUCUUA
Molecule: messenger RNA, 2803 nt
Organism: Linepithema humile (Argentine ant)
Lineage: Eukaryota; Metazoa; Arthropoda; Insecta; Hymenoptera; Formicidae
Product: carboxypeptidase N subunit 2-like
Molecular function (GO): protein binding
Source: RefSeq, a predicted model, not a curated record